UUUUAGUGUUUGUGUGGUUUACCUGCAGGCAAUGGAGAUAGCAUCUGAAAGAACUGCAGAGGAAAGAUCCAAUCAGGACAAAGUUGAUGAGGAGGUGUUUAAGAAAGCCUACAUUCCACGCACACUUAAUGAAGUCACUCACUAUGAGAGGGAUGUGGACACAAUGUUGAAGAAAAAGGAGGAGGCUUCUGAGGACACAAGUACUGACAAUAUCCUCUACCGGACAGUGACAGGCCUCAGGAAGGACCUUUCUGGUGUGCAAAUGGUACCCUCAAUACUGGAAGACUCAACGAAGGGUGAUAGUUCAAGCUCUGAGGGAGAGGAGGAGGAUGAAGAUGAUGAGGAGGAGAAGUCAGAAGGGGAGGACACACUGGAGGGUGGCAGCCACACUGAGGAAGCACAAAUUGACAGAAAGGAAAGAAAGAAAUUGGUUAAAGAAGGCCAGAGGGAGAAAAGAAAAAAUAAAAUGCCAAAGCAUGUGAAAAAGCGUAAGGAGAAGGUUUCCAAAAUGAAGAAAGGAAGAUGAAUAUGGUUGAGAUGAAGGUGAACUGAGAUUAUAGCAGAAACGUUACAUGACUGAUGGUUCCAGUAUUGAAGCUGAGAAUUGUUGUUGACGAAAUGUCAGUCCCUUAACAAUUAUAAAUACCUAAUGUUUAUUAAAAAUGAUUUUUAAUAAACUUAAUUUUUUAUCGUCA
Molecule: messenger RNA, 695 nt
Organism: Sinocyclocheilus grahami
Lineage: Eukaryota; Metazoa; Chordata; Actinopteri; Cypriniformes; Cyprinidae
Product: serine/threonine-protein kinase RIO1-like
Exons: 5
Coding region: 32-526 (164 amino acids)
Source: RefSeq, a predicted model, not a curated record